This is a messenger RNA of Mesorhabditis belari, 1335 nucleotides long. The record is from the annotation of a GenBank genome assembly. NCBI's taxonomy places the organism in Eukaryota, Metazoa, Nematoda, Chromadorea, Rhabditida, Rhabditidae.
AUGAUGAGAAACGAGAUUUUGGCCAGAAAAUUUGAUCAGAUUGCUUAUGAUCACAAUAUGCGGAUUGAGUGCAGUUUUAACUGUAAUCGCCCAGGAAAGGCCGGCUUUCGUCUUCCUCUGCUUAUGGAACACAUCAUUUGGCAUCAUAACAAAGUCCCAUUCAACCAUUAUUGCAAGACGGACGGCUGUAAAGCUGAAUUUUACGGAACGAUCGAUGCAGUUGCACAUGCAAAGGAUGGUCACGAAGUGGUAUCUCACGAUGUUCAACAAACAAUCAAAGAGUUCUGGAAUGGUCGGGAAAAAACUGCAAAACAUUGGCAAUGGGAGCACGCUUACUUCCUCCAUGGAAAGAUGGUAGCGGAGCAUUUAAUUGAGCAGCUCCUCAAGGAAGGAUAUUUGCAACUUGGUCCACUUUGCCGUCAGGAAGAGAAAACCCUUGAAUAUAUACCAAGUGGGCUAGAUCAGAUGGGAACAGAACGCUCGCAAGGAAUUGGACGUGCUGCACAAGCAAGCUUGGGAGCAGCUCUCAUGGAAAACAGUGGAGGUACUGGAAAUUGCUUGGGUGGAUUCAGGCGUCAACCCGACUUUGCUUCUAGACGCUCCCGAGAGGUCUACUCUCCGCGCACGCCAGUGUUUGAUGAUGCCCCUGGGACUCCGCUCUUUAAACCAAGCGGCAAUGGCAGCGGCACUGGGGACUCAUUCGAAAACGCAUUCAAGCCUCGAGAUAGUGAUAGAGCUUCACGUGGCGGGAGAGGAAGAGGAGGAGACUAUCGCUCAGGAGGGCAUGAUGAAACACCAAACAACAGAUAUGCUAUUGCUGGAGGCGGAGGUAGAAACGAUGACAGUCACCGGGGAAGAUGGAUUCGCCGGGGUGGUCGUGGAGGAGGACGCGGCGGACACGGAGAUUAUAGACAAAGAAAUGGCAAUGACACUUGGUUGGAUGCCUCUUCAACUGCUGUUAUAGAUAACGAUUUUGCCAAUAAGAACUAUGGAACUUCUGCCAAACGUCUUUACGCAGACUCAAGUACUAUCAGUAAUACCAAACGCCGCGCACGUUCAUAUUCUCGAUCAGAUAGUGAAAAAGAAGACGGUGAAGUUGAUUCCGAGAACGGGAAGACUGAUGACCGCCUGACACCAGCUCUAGAUGGUGCACCUCGUCAGUGCAGUAGGCGAUCGUGGUCUGGCAGCAGCUCUGACAAAGAUGAUGGACCAUCGGUCAUAGUGAACAAGAUACCGGCAGAGAAACUAUCGAUAAAGAGGAAGACUGAGGCUGGGGCCGUCCCAAGUCGUGAGCGCCGUGGCCGUGAGCGAUCAUAUUCACGAAGUGACAGCGAC